Messenger RNA from Sinocyclocheilus anshuiensis, 1670 nucleotides. RefSeq names its product heparanase-like. Gene Ontology annotation, cellular component: membrane; extracellular matrix. The transcript is spliced from 11 exons. The coding region runs from base 146 to 1453 and encodes 435 amino acids. NCBI's taxonomy places the organism in Eukaryota, Metazoa, Chordata, Actinopteri, Cypriniformes, Cyprinidae. Gene Ontology annotation, molecular function: hydrolase activity, acting on glycosyl bonds. Gene Ontology annotation, biological process: cell-matrix adhesion; angiogenesis involved in wound healing. The record is from RefSeq and is a predicted model, not a curated record.
ACAAAGGGGAAACCAAUUCCAGCGCUGCCUCUGAUGUUGUCUAACAAGAAAGAAGGAAGUAGCUUUGACGGUGCCAAAAAACAACAACAACAACGAAAAACGUAAAUAAAAAUAAAUAUUUCGCCAGUGUGUUUUGGAUGAGCGCAUGAAACCGAUGCCAGCAAAGCUUGAGUGUGGACACCGGCGGAUUGAACAGAUGAAGUCUGCGGCCACAGCAGUUUCCACGAUUGUAGCUCUUGCUUUGUUUGGCGCAUUGUAUGUCGGAGCCAAAACAGUAAUAUCUGUUGAUGAUGUUCAGUCCAUACGUGUUGACCUGGAUCUGUCCCAUGUGGCCCGACGGGUGGACGAAAGGUUUCUCUCUGUGGCUAUAGAUGCGAGUUUAAUCGCCGAGGAGAGGUUCAUGAACCUACUGAAUUCACCAACGUUAAGAACCCUUGCCAAAGCCUUGGUCCCAGCGUUUCUGCGAUUUGGAGGUACCAAACAAGAUUUUAUGACAUUCAAUCCACGCGGAAGAUAUUUUCAAGCGAGAGACAACAGCAGCAGCGCUGUUCUAGAAAAAUUAUGUGAGAGACUUGAAUUGCCUCCAUUGUUGGAAAAUAGGUUAAAGCAAGAAUGGGUCCUACAGUCAAAGACUUUACUUCAGGAGGAACUAGAGGGAAAAUACAAAAAGACUAAAUUCUCUGCAUGCACCUGGCAUCACUAUUAUGUGAAUGGCCGAGACACGUCUUUACAUGAUUUCCUUGACCCUGAAGUGCUUGAUACUCUCGCAACAAAAAUUAACGAGGUCCUCGAGAUUGUUGAAUCUGUUUCUCCGGGGAAGAAGGUUUGGCUAGGAGAGACAAGCUCGGCAUAUGGUGGAGGUGCUGUUGGCCUCUCCGACACAUUUGUAGCUGGUUUCAUGUGGCUGGACAAACUGGGACUUGCUGCCAAACUUGGUUUGGAUGUCGUCAUUAGACAGGUGUUAAUUGGUUCUGGCACUUACCAUUUAGUGGAUGAUAACCUAGAUCCUCUUCCAGAUUAUUGGCUAUCAUUGCUAUACAAAAGGCUUGUUGGCCCAGAGGUUUUAAAAGCAGAAGUUAAUAUGAAUUCAAGACCAAAGAAACCAAUACGGGUAUACCUUCACUGCACCAACAGAAAAAGCACACAUUAUAGACCAGGUGCUGUGACCUUAUUUGCCUUAAACCUAAACAAAAAUGAAGUCACUAUUAUUCUGCCUGACCAUAUGGCCAACAGCACAAUUGAAGCAUUUGUGCUACAAUCAGCUGAGGCUGGUGAACAGAGUCUUUAUUCCAGGUCAGUCAAAUUGAAUGGACAAGUGCUGAGGAUGGUGGAUGACCGAACACUUCCUCCGUUGAAGGGACGUGAGCUGCCGCCUGGAGAACACAUCAAGCUGCCUGGGUUCUCAUUUGCAUUCUAUGUUCUGAUUGAAGCACAAGCUCUGGUGUGCAAAUGAGCUCUUAUAAAGACUGCUUUUACUGGAGAAUCAGGGACACAAAAUGUGUGAUGACAAAAUAUUUUGCUGUGAGAUUGUUAUGUGAGGGAACUUCAAACUCAAAUAAAACGAAUCAGUCUCUUAGUAUAAAAUCAGCAUUUUUUAUUUAUGAAAAUUCAUAUUUAUUACAAAUAUCAAGCUGUAGCCACAAAGAACUUGUUUAAUAUUUCAUGAACAA